Molecule: messenger RNA, 1771 nt
Organism: Mytilinidion resinicola
Lineage: Eukaryota; Fungi; Ascomycota; Dothideomycetes; Mytilinidiales; Mytilinidiaceae
Product: ethanolamine kinase-like protein
Exons: 2
Coding region: 159-1433 (424 amino acids)
Biological process (GO): phosphatidylethanolamine biosynthetic process; phosphatidylcholine biosynthetic process
Cellular component (GO): cytoplasm
Molecular function (GO): choline kinase activity; ethanolamine kinase activity
Source: RefSeq, a predicted model, not a curated record
CUCGUUUCCGCGUCACGCAACAACGAGCGCUGCAUUACCACAUGUCGCGGGCCUCUUUGGCACUCACUUGCUGGUUUCAUUAGUUGUACUAGGUGAGAGCGAUGAAAGCUGACUUGAAGACCUUGUAGACCCAUAAACCGCCAAAUACUACCCUUAGAAUGGCUGCUCUUCAGAAGUCUGAGGCCAUUCGGCAUAUCCAACUUUCCUACGACAACACCGACUCGCAGAACUCCGCCUUGCAACUCAUACUAGCCCUCAGACCCGAGUGGAAAGCUACGCAGGAGACGAUAACGUUUGUCAAAUUUACCGACGGCAUCACGAAUCAGCUAUUCAAAGCCAUCAACAAGCUGCCAGGGCUGUCAGAGAAGCAGGUGGACCGGGAGGCUGUGCUGCUGAGGGCGUAUGGCAAAGGCACCGAUGUGCUGAUUGACCGCGAGAGAGAAGCACUCGCACACUCCCUGCUAGCCCGCCACAACCUUGCACCGUCGCUUCUUGCACGAUUCGAAAACGGGCUCCUUUAUAAAUACGUCGAGGGCAGUGUCUGCUCGCCAGCUGAUCUUCGCCGACCAGAGGUCUGGCGUGGUGUGGCGAAGCGAUUGGGAGAAUGGCACGCAACGCUCCCCAUUUCAGCCAUUAGCUCAGAACCCACCCCUAGCCUUUCAAAUGGCCACCCCACAAAGCCUCGCAAUAAGCGAACUGCGUCUCUUGAAGCAAUUGAAAAACUCAUCCCUGGCAAACCAGUUCCAAAUCUUUGGACUGUCAUGCAGAAAUGGAUCCUUGCCCUCCCUUCCACCUCACAAGCUGAAAAGACCCGAUGCGACACACUCCAAACAGAACUCGAAUGGCUCGUCAAGACAUUCGGCAAUGUCUCUGGCCUCGAUGCCAAACCCUUUGUCUUCGCCCAUUGCGACCUUCUCUGUGGAAACGUCAUCAUCCACCCAUCUUCAUCUGCAUCCUCUUCACGAUCUAGCAGUUCUGCCUGCUCAGACGAAGUUGACCUUUUCGUCGAGGUGUCUUUCAUCGACUACGAGUAUGCAACACCCGCACCUGCAGCCUUCGAUCUCGCCAAUCACUUCGCGGAGUGGGGCGGCUUCGACUGCGAUUUCAAUGUCCUCCCAACCCGCUCACAGCGCCGCGAUUUCCUCAAGGCAUAUCUAGCGAGCUACAACUCACAUACGAACCGCUCGUUUGACAGCUCCGAGUCCGAGCAGUUGUUUGAGGAAGUGGACCGCUUCCGCGGCGUGCCGGGCUUCUAUUGGGGAAUUUGGGCGCUGAUUCAAGCUCAGAUCUCGCAAAUUGACUUCGAUUACGCCAAUUAUGCCGAGAUCAGACUGGGCGAGUUCUGGGCAUGGAAAGCGGAGGUUGAGGGAAAGAGGGAGAAGGAGGGCAGCAAACUGCCGCUGCGGGAGCGAAGAUGGGCACAAGAAGAGUAGAAAACUGGACCCUCUAGUUUGAUGAGACGAAAGAUACGGAGUAUUCAAGCCUGCUUUGAGAUCACUGCAAGAGGCUAUUGUGGUCCGCACCUGGUUCUUCUAUUUCAAUCAAUACUGCCAGCAUUGUCUACUCUCCGUCUCUUUCAUUCGCACAACCUUCUUCUUUCAAUGCCGAACUGCAUUUCUGAGAUAGACUCUUAAAUUCUAAUGGCGACUAGAAACAGAUGCGCGGCUUCAACAACCACGAGUCUUUUCUUUAACUCUCAUUGGUUCUCCCGGCUGCAAAAAUUUGGCGUUACUUUCAUGCUUCCCUAGCAAAUCUCUAAGACAACGGCUGG